Messenger RNA from Symbiodinium pilosum, 5928 nucleotides. The record is from the annotation of a GenBank genome assembly. Lineage: Eukaryota; Dinophyceae; Suessiales; Symbiodiniaceae.
AUGAGAUACGAAUCACCGGCGACGACAAAAGAAGCUGUCGCGCUGCUGGCAAAAGAAAAAGGCCCUGCCUUUGUGUUAGCUGGCGGCACCGACUUGUUGGUGCGGAUGAAAACUGGGCUUUCAGAGCCGGCGUUAGUAGUCGACAUCAAACGCAUUCCAGAUAUGAAUACAAUAAAAACCACGCAAAGUGGCUUCCGCAUCGGCGCCGGCGUAUCGGGCGCACAACUGGGUGCAAAUAAAGCCAUCAACAAAGCAUGGCCAGGUGUGGUUGAAGCAACCAAUCUGAUUGGUUCAGACCAGAUCCAGGGUCGCUGCACCAUGGUGGGCAACUUGUGUAACGCAUCUCCUGCUGCGGACAGCGUACCCGCCAUGAUUGCUGCCGGCGCUAAAGCUGUUGUGGUCGGCAAAGGUAAACGCCGCACGGUACCAGUUGAAAAAAUUGUUGUCGGUCCGGGCAAAACAUCCCUUAAGAAAGGAGAAGUGAUAGAAGCCAUCACGCUGCCCAAACCCGCCAAACGCACCGGCGAUGCCUACCUGCGUUUUACGCCACGUACAGAAAUGGACAUCGCCGUAGUGGGUGUCGGCAUCAGCCUGACGCUGGAACGCGGCGUUGUUAAAAAAGCGCGGGUCUGCCUGGGUGCAGUUGCACCUACCGCCAUAUUGGUCCCCGCUGCUGCCAGAGCUUUGGUGGGUUCCAAACUGGACGACGCAGCGCUGGACAAACUCGCCGCUGCCUGCAGCAAAGCGUGUAACCCCAUUGACGACAAGCGCGGUACUGCCGCCUAUCGCACACGCGUUGCCGGAGUCCUGGCCAAACGUUGUGGUACCGGCGAUUGCGGUGCGUGCAGUGUGACUCUGGACGGUCAGCUGGUCUGUUCCUGCCUGGUCCUGGGCGUGGAAGCCAACGGUCGCGAGAUCGGCACCGUCGAAGGACAGAAGUUCGAAGUUGUUGGUAACCGUUUCUUGCGCCCGGAUGGCAUUGACAAAGUUACCGGCAAGGCACGUUACGGCGCAGAUGCCAGUGCUCCAGGCCAAUUGGUUGGGUUAGUACUGCGCUCGCCGCAUGCCCAUGCCAAAAUCAAAAAAAUAGAUAUAUCCAAAGCAGAAAAGCUGCCCGGCGUUAAAGCCGUCAUCACCUGUGACGAUCUGCCUGAUCUGACCGGAGGCAAUGCCGGCAAUGCGCAUAUCCUGGAGAACUGCAUGGCGCGCGGACGCGCGCUGUACGACGGCCACGCCGUGGCAGCCGUUGCAGCAGUGGAUCAGCAAACGGCACGUAAAGCAUUAAAACUCAUCAAAGUGAGUUAUCAGAAGCUGCCUCACGUCACCGACGUAGACGAGGCCAUGAAGCCAAGCGCGCCGGUGAUUCACGACUGGUGUUUUACGGGCGGCAUGGAAGAAAAACCUACCAAACCGUCGAAUAUCGCUAACCGCACCCAAAUGGGUCACGGUGAUGUGGACGCAGGUUUUGCAGCAGCUGACGUGGUCAUUGAAAAGUCGUACAAAACCGAGCAGACGCACCAGGGUUACAUCGAACCCCAUGCGUGCCUGGCUUCAGUAAAUCCAGACGGUACAGCUGAGCUUUGGGUAACCACCCAGGGACCUUUUGCCUACCGUACUGUAUGCGCUGCUUUGUUGGGCCUGGAUAUCGCGAAACUCAAAGUGACUUCAUCAGAGAUUGGCGGCGGAUUUGGCGGUAAAACCCACGUCUGGACAGAACCUCUGGCACUGGCGCUUUCUCGCAAAGCCAAUCGACCGGUUAAGCUGGUGAUGACCCGGGACGAGGUGUUUCGCGCCACCGGUCCAACCGCCUCAACGUCUGUUGAUGUCAAAAUUGGUGCCACCCGCAAAGGUGUCAUUACCGCAGCAACCCUUGAGCUACGUUAUCAGGGCGGCGCCUUCCCGGGACCUUGGGCAAUGCUUGCCUGUAUGACCGGGUUCGCCUGUUACAACAUCGAAAACCAGCGCUCCGUGGGCUGGGAUGUCAUUGUUAACCGACCUAAGGUUGCGGCUUACCGCGCGCCUUCAGCCCCCAUGGCUGCGUACGCGGUAGAAAGCACAAUGGAUCUUGUGGCAGACGCCAUUGGCAUGGAUGCAGUGGAUUUCCGCCUCAAGAACGUCGCCAGGGAAGGUACACAAGCGCCUUAUGGCCCCAUAUAUGGUCCGAUUGGUAUCGAGGCUGCGUUGCAGGCCGUUAAGAAACAUCCGCACAUGAAAACCAGGCUUAAGAAGAAUCAGGGCCGCGGCGUCGCUUGUGGUUUCUGGUUCAACAUUGGCGGGCAAACCUGUGUUGAUCUGAACAUCGGCACAGAUGGCACGGUCAACCUGGCAGUGGGUACGGUCGAUGUGGGCGGUGCACGCUCCUCGCUAGCCAUGAUUGCGGCAGAAGAGCUGGGUAUUGGUUACGAAGACGUCAAGGUACAAGUUGCCGACACAACGUCUCUGGGACACAACGACACCACAGAAGGCAGCCGCGGUACAUUCUCGUCGGGCAUGGCAGCGAUCUUUGCUGCACGUGAUGCUAUUGAGGUAUUAAAAGGUCGUGCGGCCAAGAUGUUGGAUGUACCCGUAGACGAUAUUGUCUGGGAAAAAGGCGAAGCGCGAGCAACAGGUAAAGGACACAGUAAUCUGCCGUCUUUAUCCCUGAAAGAAAUCGCCAGAAAAUCACCCAAUACCGGUGGUCCUAUCGCGGGUCACAAUGAGAUUGUAGCGGACGGUGCCGGCAUGGGAUUUGCUGCACACAUCUGCGACGUGGAAGUUGAUCCAGAAACCGGCUUAAGCAAGAUCCUGCGCUACACCGUUGUGCAGGAUGCAGGUAAAGCCAUCAACCCGGAUUAUGUCGAAGGCCAGUUCCAGGGUGCUGCCGCACAAGGUAUUGGUUGGGCACUGAAUGAAGAGUACGUUUACGGCAAGGACGGUCGCCUGCAGAAUCCAGGCUUCCUCGACUAUCGUAUACCGGUCUGUUCCGACCUGCCGUUUAUCGAUACGCAGAUCCUGGAGAUUCCAAACCCGACCCAUCCCUAUGGCAUCCGCGGUGUAGGGGAAACCUCUAUCGUCCCGCCGUUGGGCGCUAUCGGCGUAGGUGGCGUUGCCUCGAUCGAGAUCGAGGCAGCCACCAUUGCUGAGCUCAUGAGCAAACUGAUCGAAAAAUAUCCAGAUAUGUCUGCACAUCUGGAUAAAGGCAUCGCCGUCGCCAUCGACGGCGUGGUCUUUCGAGAUGACUGGACCCAGAAGAUUCCACCCGCUGACAACCUUAACAAUGCGAGAAGUGCUGCCACCCGCACGCGCCUGAUCGCAAGCACCAUCGAUUCUCUUGUAGAACUGGGUUAUACAAAAACCACCGGUGUGGAGGUCUGUCGCCGAGCAGAAAUGACCAGAGGCGCGCUAAACCAUCAUUACUCAGACUUUGCCGAUCUGUUGGUUGAUACACUCGAUCAACUCUACCAUCAGCUACUGGACCUGAAAAUUGAGGGCAAUAUCGGUCUUCUGGAGCAGAUUACGUUAGAGGGCCAUCUGCGGGUCACCCAGCGCGAAUUCAAAGCGGUGAUUGAAUUGUGGCUGGCGUCGAGAAACGAUGAAGCGUUUGGCACGCGCCUGGCUGAAGCCAUCACUCAAGGCUCAGAAUUAUUCUCCCCAGAGAUGGUGUUGGCGCGCAAACGUGAACACAAACGCUUAAAAGAGUUUGAAGCCAUCUACCGCACCAUUACCGAGGCACUGAUUGGCAUUGGUUUAGGUCGCGCCAUAAGUGGCGGCAAACCCAUGGCCCACGAAGUCACAGUUCUACAGUGGCUGCAGAAACUGGACGGCAAACUGAAGCGCAUGAUUGCCCACAACAAUCCGGCCUUGGCACGCAAUGUCUGUUACAAAGGUACUGCGGCUCCACAUGUGCACAAUCACGCUGAUCGACUGACCAAGCCGCUGAAACGUGUCGGCGCGCGCGGUGAAGACAAGUGGGAAGAAAUUUCCUACGCACAGGCGAUGGAUGAAAUUGCUGAGCGUCUGCAAAAAGUUGUGCAUCAGUACGGGCCUGAAUCGCUUGCCGUAUCCACCUCAGGCUGGAACACCCAGACCACACACAGCAUGGACCGGCGCUUCAUGAACGCCUUAGGCUCGCCCAACUAUAUCAGCGGCGUAUCCCUUUGCGCGGGCAACACAGCCGCGGUUAACAAGCUUACCUACGGGUGGUUUCCGUUUGCUGAUAUCGCCAACUCCAAGUGCAUCGUGCUGUUCGGUCACAAUCCGCGAAAACACAGUUGGACACCGAUCUACAACAUGAUUAACGCCGCACGGGAAAAAGGUGCCAAGGUUAUUGUCCUCGACCCUCGAAUCUCCGACCAGGCUGAGGUUGCAGACAUGCACUUGCGCCUGCGUUCAGGCACAGACGCGGCGAUGUGUCUCGGGUGGCUCAACGUCAUCAUCAACGAAGAGCUAUACGACAAAACAUUUGUGGCUGAGCACACCACUGGAUUUGAGGAUUUGUGUAAUCGCGUCAACGAAUACCCCCUUGAACGGGUCGCCGAGAUUACCGGCGUGGAGGCUCAGCAGAUUGCUGAAGCGGCGAGACUCUAUGCCAGCGCCUCAAGCGCCUGUAUUCCCUGGACGCCGAUCACGGACAUGCAGAUUUCAUCAACAUCCGCCAUUCGGCUACAAAGCAUUCUGCGUGCUCUAACCGGCAAUAUAGACAUCCCCGGCGGGGAGAUAUUUGGCGGCUUUGAUCCAAACUAUAUCCCGGAAUCCAAACUGGGCAAUCAUGAGAUGUUGAGCGCAGAGCAAAAAGGCAAACAACUGGGUGCAGACCUGCAUCCUGUAUAUACCUAUCGCGCCCAGGAGAUGCUUACAGAGCAUACAGAACGUGUUUACGGCUACGGCUACGCCGAUAUCGUUAUGGGGUGUUACAUGGCCAACCCAAGCGCUACUUUUCGGGCUAUGGCAACUGAAAAGCCCUACCCGGUGAAGGCCUUUUUUGUGCUCGGUAACAAUGCGCUCAUGAGCUAUCCCAAUCAGCAUCAGAUCCUUAAAGGCAUGAUGAAUCAGGAACUGAUUGUUGCGCACGACAUCUUCAUGACACCCACCGCCUUGUUAGCAGACUACGUACUGCCUGGCGAUGUAUUCAGCGAGCGUAACCAUCUGUCUGACUACUGGAACUGGAAACUCGGUCUGACCCUGUCGCAAAAAGCUGUCGAGCCGCCGCCCGAAUGUUCCAGCACCUUUGAGUUCUGGCAUGAUCUUGCUCACCGUAUGGGUUACGCAGACCUGUUCCCCUGGUCGACCAUAGAAGAAAUGCUCGACUAUCGCCUCUCUCCUUCCGGUAAAACCUUUGCGGAAUUUUCCGACGAGCACUAUAUGUUCAUUGAACCACCUGAAUAUCGAAAGUAUCGAAAAACAGGUUUCGCCACGCCUUCGGGUAAAGUUGAGCUGAAAUCCAGUCUGCUGGAGAAAUUGGGAUUCGAUCCCCUGCCCUAUUACAGGGAAGGACCUGCCGUAAGUGAGGCGUACCCCUACUAUGUGUUCACUGGUGUUCGCGAAGACGCAUUCUUCCAGACCGGACAACGCCAGGUAAAAGUUUUACGAGAUCGAAUGCCUUCACCAAAACUGUUUAUGCAUCCUAGCGAUGCCGCACGCCAGAACAUUAUUGACCACGAUUGGGUUAAGUUGCAGACGCCAACCGGGGAAGUCACAGCCAAGGUGUUGAUCAAAACAUCAAUGAAAGAAGGUCACAUCCGAGUGCCACAUGGCUGGUGGUAUCCUGAAAUGCGCGGCACCGCAAAACUGUCCGGCGCGUUUAUCAGCAGCGACGCUGUCUUGUGCCCGGACGAUCCGGAAUUUUUAGACCAUGAACAAGGUAUACCCCACUUCAAAGGUUUUCCCGGCAGGAUCGUAAAACUGGCGGAGCCUCCGGCCGGCAUGUCUGAACAGGUAUUGAACGGUUGA